Colletotrichum truncatum is the source of this 528-nucleotide messenger RNA. RefSeq names its product ohcu decarboxylase. Lineage: Eukaryota; Fungi; Ascomycota; Sordariomycetes; Glomerellales; Glomerellaceae. The record is from RefSeq and is a predicted model, not a curated record.
AUGACCGCCCUUCCCGAUAUUAAGAACCUGCGCUCCUUGUCCGGUGAGGAGCAGACAAAAGCUCUUGACCUCCUCUUCGAACCGAGUCCUGCGAUACAUGCCCUCCUCCUGCCCUCCAUCUCUGCCACCACUUUCGACUCCUACAAUGACUUAAUCACUCAUGCUCAUAAGAUCUUCGAAGCCCUUGCGGCUGAACCUUCCCGCAAGACGGAGUUACACGCUAUAAUUGGAUCGCAUCCUCGACUCGGGGCUAAGAAGGUGGAAAGUGCCCAAUCCGCAGCUGAGCAGGCCAAGUUACAAACUGGGGACGCCACCGAACUGGCUGCGCUGAACACCGAGUACGAACUGCGGUUUCCAGGGCUGCGAUACGUCGUAUUUGUCAACGGCAGGGGCCGCCCAGAGAUUAUGGAGAAUAUGCGCGCGCGCAUUGCUCGUGGUGAUAUUGCGUUGGAGGAGCGCGAAGCGAUACAAGCCAUGUGCGACAUUGCAAAGGACCGGGCAGCCAAGCUUCAAGCUACUUCUCAUUGA